GAGCUUAAACAAUUGAGAUUCUCCCCCAGACACGCAAGUAAAACUGCAACAUCUGAACGGUGUGGACGUUAAUGGUGUAUUCAUUGUUUACAUGAGUUUAAAUAGCUUACUAACGACGUUUUUUACAACUAUUAUAACUCAUUCAUCAUUGAUUAUAAAGCAAGAUGUUUGGCUUCCACAAGCCCAAGAUGUACCGGAGCCUAGACGGUUGCUGUAUCUGUCGGGCCAAGUCCUCCAGCUCCCGCUUCACCGACAGCAAGCGCUACGAGAGGGACUUUCCCAGCUGCUUCGGGCUGAGUGAGGUGCGUUUUGGGGAGAUCUGUAAUGCCUGUGUUCUCCUGGUGAAAAGGUGGAAGAAACUCCCAGCCGGAUCCAUAAAGAACUGGAAUCAUGUUGUCGACGCUAAAGGUUCAGGGUCAAGCUGGAAGACAGUGAGGUCCAAGAAGAUGAAGAGAGCCAGGCCAAGCCAGAUCAGCCGAGUGCAGAAGGAGCUCAAGCGACACAACUCUGACGCCCACAGCACCACCUCCAGUGCCUCCCCCGCCCAUUCUCCCAGCUACAGCAACCAAUCAGACGAGGGCUCGGACGUGGAACUCUCACCAGGUGCCACCCACUCGCCAGUCUUCUCUUUCCUGGACCUCACCUACUGGAAAAGGCAGAAAGUGUGCUGUGGCAUCAUCUACAAGGGACGCUUCGGAGAGGUACUCUUAGACCCCCACCUCUACAAGCCCUGCUGCCAGAAGAAACAGCAGCACCAGCCAAAAGAGGAAGGAGAGGAGGAAGCACAGGCGAGCAGAGUGAAUGUGAUGCGCCACGCCCCACCGAACAGCUCCCCGCCCCCCCGGGUUAAAGAAGAUUAGGGGAGGGGAAGGAAGAGUGGGGAUUUGAUGUCAUAAUGACACUCUACAGAAGUCUGAUGGAGACCGUUGGGAUUUUAUGGCGUCCUGGAGCGCUCUCAAGACAGUCUACUGGGAUUGCUUUCUAUUCCGGAGCAGCUGGACUACUUAUCAAAUGUUGUGUUCUGUACCAGGAUGCAGUGAGGUUUGUUCUAUUAUAUCUGUUAACAAAUAUCGAUUCUUUCUCUCUGAGUGCUAUGAGAUUGUGAAUAUUCACAAUUUGGUUUCAAUAUGAAAUUUUGGAUUCACAAAAGCUGUAUGAGAAAUGGCGACCUCUGGAACUGCACCUUUUGUAGUAGGAUAGAGCCAUAUCCAUUAGGAUAGAGAACAGCCAUCCACACUCUGCCUUCUCCUGUCCUGUACCUCACACAUAUGUGCGUGCAAACACACACAUCGGCCCUGGUCACUUUCUGAAAGGAAGUAUUCUCUUUUUACAUGUUUUAAAAUUUCCCUUACGCCACAUGGUCACUGAUCGGACACCUAUUAUUGUUAGGGUAAAUUUCCCUUACGCCACAUGGUCACUGAUCGGACACCUAUUAUUGUUAGGGUAAAUUUCCCUUACGCCACAUGGUCACUGAUCGGACACCUAUUAUUGUUAG
Oncorhynchus tshawytscha (Chinook salmon) is the source of this 1495-nucleotide messenger RNA. RefSeq names its product SIN3-HDAC complex-associated factor. The transcript has 6 exons. NCBI's taxonomy places the organism in Eukaryota, Metazoa, Chordata, Actinopteri, Salmoniformes, Salmonidae. The record is from RefSeq and is a predicted model, not a curated record. Bases 165 to 860 code for a protein of 231 amino acids. Gene Ontology annotation, biological process: negative regulation of cell migration.